Molecule: messenger RNA, 1881 nt
Organism: Penicillium brevicompactum
Lineage: Eukaryota; Fungi; Ascomycota; Eurotiomycetes; Eurotiales; Aspergillaceae
Exons: 4
Coding region: 1-1881 (626 amino acids)
Source: RefSeq, a predicted model, not a curated record
AUGACGCUCAGUAUCUCAAUCAACUCAGACCACGGUUCGGAUUCUUACUCCGACGACGAGGGAUCGUCAGGUGUACAUGUCACUGCGCCUUCGAUAGGAGACCAUGGGUACCAGGACUAUGAUGAGUGGGCGCAUUUGUCUUAUCCGGAUGAAUUGAAACCAUCUGAUUCCGCCUCCCGACCAAGAACUUCCCACCGCAGUCGCCCGCCCCACGGUUCAAGAUCCGCUUCGGGCCGUCGCCCAACCUCGCGACGGAUGCUUCCAGACCACCAGUACGCCUCUCGAGGCCCACGACAACCCUCGCCCGAAUCCCCGGAAAGCGAGGGCUCCGCCGACGAAUAUGCUCCCUAUGGACGGGCCCCGCCUGACCGGCGACAAUGGCAACAACCCAUGCCGCCAGCAGCGUACCCGCCCAGCCAAUCCUCCGGCCCCUCCUUCAACCAGCCGUACCCUCCUCCGCCGGGACAUGCCCCGUACCCGCACAAUGCCCCCGUUACCUCCGACCUCAUGAGGAUCGGAAGCGGUCCACAGAACCCUUACGGGCCCGGUUAUGGGUAUCCUCCACAGUUCCCGCAUGGCUCCCCCUUUCAUCCCGAUCAAGGUCUACAACAUCAACGGCAUGCGCCCCGUCAACCACAGAUGCAUAACCCAAUGCAGCCGCCGAUGGGACACCCAAUGGCCCCGCACCACGGCCCGGGCUCUCCGUAUGGGGGAUAUCCCCACGAGUUAAUGCCCUACGGUCAAGCCCCCGCGUAUCACCACCCCGGCUAUUUUCCAGGGGCCAUGCAGGGGAUGGUCCCUCCCUACUGGCCUCACUAUCCUCAAAUAGCGACACCCCCACAGCCCGAACCAAAAUCGCCCCCAACGCCAGCCCCAGCCCCAGCCCCCACGCCGGCGCCAGCUCCCGAACCGGCCCCGGCCCCACCGCCAGCACCCCCUCAACCCCCGGGUCCCAGUCCAGCGGAUAUCGCCAAGGAUGAGCAAAUUGCCCGGCUCGAGAAGCUGAUCCUCGAUGAUCGCAAUGACCGCGAGGCAAAAGAACUAGCGAAGAAGCAGGCCAUCGAGCGCGCAGCGGCGGAAUUGGCAGCCCAGGAAGCACAAGAUGCCCAUGAUAGGAAAAUCACUCAGGAAGCGGCGGCUCUUGCUCGAGCCGACGCAGAGAAAAAGGCCGCAGAGGAUGCAGCAGUAGCCAAGGAGGAAGCAGAGAAGACUGCCGCCACCAGAGCUACCGAAGCUGCAGCUGCGGCCACAGCAGCUGUCCAUGAAGCUGCAGCCAAGGCCCAGAAGGAGGCUGAUGAAGCCGCAGCCAAAGCCCAGAAGGAAGCCGAGGAAGCUGCGGCCAAAGCCCAGAAAGAGGCUGAAGAGGCGGAGGCCAAGGCUAAUGCACCACCUCCACCCCCAGAGAAGAAGAAGCCUAUCAAGUUCAAAGAUGCCGUUGGGAGGAAAUUCAGUUUUCCCUUUGAGCUGUGUGCGACCUGGCAGGGCAUGGAAGAACUCAUUCGACAAGCUUUCUUGCAUAUUGAAGUCAUUGGACCGCAUGUGGCCGAGGGGCACUAUGAUUUAGUGGGCCCAAACGGGGACAUCAUUCUCCCUCAGGUCUGGGAGACUGUCAUCGAGCCUGACUGGGCAAUUACCAUGCACAUGUGGCCGAUUCCCGAAAAGCCCAAGGAAGAACCUGCGCCACCACCUGAGCCAGCUCCCGAAAAGCCUGCCGAUCCACCACCCCCCGAGCCAAAGAAAAAGCCAGACGGGCCAAAGAAACCACCAGUUCCCGGAAGCUUUGCCAUGUGGAUGUUAGGUGGCACCAAUCGACGAGGCGGUCGAGGCGGUGCUAAAGUCGAAAAGAAGGCCGAAGCCCCGGCCCCGGCCCCGGCCCCGUGA